Fusarium vanettenii 77-13-4 is the source of this 1200-nucleotide messenger RNA. RefSeq lists its product as uncharacterized. The coding region runs from base 1 to 1200 and encodes 399 amino acids. The transcript has 2 exons. Lineage: Eukaryota; Fungi; Ascomycota; Sordariomycetes; Hypocreales; Nectriaceae. The record is from RefSeq and is a predicted model, not a curated record.
AUGGGUGCCGAGAGUUAUGUCAAAACGCGUCUCACUGCCCGCCAGCUGCAGCGUUUCUAUGCCGAACAUCAGCGCAACGGCCCUCUUGCCAACGCCGAGAAAAUUACGGCCGAAGAUCUUCGUCUAGCCUCCCUGAUCGAGCCUGACUGGCAAAACACCUACGCCACGGAAGAUGAGCCUGACUGGCCGGAGAAAUAUGCGACAAGUGCGAAUUCUUUCAACGGCGUCCUGGGUCAAUUCAGAAAUCAUGCGAAGAAGCUCGAGAAGGCUGCUUUGUUGGGUGGCGCUCCCACCGAGAAGAAGAGGGAUGAGAACACUGAGGCUCCAGUUGACGACAUUGUCGAUGAAGAUCCUACGCCCGGAUUCUGUUCCAAAGACCAGGAUGUUGAUUGUCCUCAAGAGCAAGAGUGUCAAUACGAGACACCUUCCGACUCAGCAGCACCUCAAACACAAACAAAUCUUACCGGCAGCAGCUCAAAGGCGGAGACACCUGAUGAGCCCGAGGAUCAUCGCCGUGUCAUAUUCGCAGAGCCCAAGGGGCUGGCCAUACGAUCCGUCUCCUCGAUUGGCCCUCCCUCCUCCACCAAGCGCAAGCAAGACUUUCCCGCCGAGGCGCCCAAGAGUAUGGAUGAGACUCGCCCCGAGGCGCAACUUGUCGCAGAAGACGAGGGCAAGGGUCGGCUUGCAUUAGGUGCCGUUGCCGAGCGCGAUGACUACUACCUUCAUGCGGAAGGCGAAUACAGUACAGACUAUGCCAGAAGAGUCAGUUCGUCGAUGAGUUCCGCUACAGCUCACCCGAUGGUCAGUUGUAAGCCGCAACGCGAGGAUGGUUUGCAUGAGAGUUCUUGGAGGGAGAACCAUGAUCACUUUGUGAGCUUCGACGACCUCCAGAAGCAUACCGGAAGCCGUGGUUCUGGCUCCCUUGAAGGGGAAUGGACAGAAAAUCAACAGCGCCUGAAUCUGGAAGCUCAUGAUGGCGAACAAUGGGACCCGCAGCAAUUGAGGCAGCGCCAUAAAACCAUGGGAGUGCGACGUCAAGAGUCUGUCAGAGCUCAACGCCUCAAGGGCCAGACGGAGGGACAUGAAGGCGACGGGGACAGGGAGCAGGAAGUGCCGACUAUACUCACAGAGGAGAAUUUGCGUCGGUUUUGGAGGCUCCGGAACAAGGCGAUGGAACGUGAGCACGCGGCUCGCGAGUGA